Messenger RNA from Aureococcus anophagefferens, 1119 nucleotides. RefSeq lists its product as hypothetical. The record is from RefSeq and is a predicted model, not a curated record. Gene Ontology annotation, cellular component: membrane; cytoplasm. The transcript has 2 exons. Bases 1 to 1119 code for a protein of 372 amino acids. Lineage: Eukaryota; Pelagophyceae; Pelagomonadales; Pelagomonadaceae. Gene Ontology annotation, biological process: phosphatidylinositol phosphate biosynthetic process; phosphatidylinositol-mediated signaling. Gene Ontology annotation, molecular function: 1-phosphatidylinositol 4-kinase activity.
AUGCCGUCGCGCGCGCGCGCGCCGACGUUGCUAUACUGCGAGGCCAUCGAGCGGACGGCCGACGGCGGCGCCGCGCCCGUGCUGAAUCUGGACGACGAGGCGCGGCGCUGGGCGCCCGUCGUCGCGCCGACGCGCCACGGGCAUGCUUUUGAUGUCGUCGACUCCUUCCUGAACACGGGCGGGCGCUUGGACUUUGAGGCCGCGCGGCGCAACGAAUUAUUAGCUCGCGUCUACGAGCCCCAGAUCUGGGAGGAGCAGGAGGCGGCGGCGAAGGCGGCGUCGCCCUACGGGGCGAACCCGGGCUGGCGCCUCGCGUCGUUCUUAGUGAAGGCCGACGACGAGCUGCGAAGGGAGCAGCUCGCGUCGCAGUUCGCGGAAGCGGUCGCGGACGUCUUGGACCGCCACGGCGUCGACGCGUACCUGCGGCCCUACGGCAUCAUCUGCUGCGGCCCCCGGGCGGGCCUCGUGGAGACCCUGGCCGACGCCAAGUCGUUGGACCACGUGAAGCAGCAGCUGAAGAGCCUCGACAUGGGCACGGAUCUGGGCGCGUACUUCGACGCGGUCUACGGGCCCUACGACGAGAACCAGCGGGUCGGCGGCGCGCCGAACCGCAAGGAGGCGUCGCUGAACUUCGCGCGGUCGUUGGCGGGGUCGAGCCUGCUGAGCUACGCGCUCGACGUCAAGGACCGGCACAACGGCAACAUCCUCCUGGACCGCGGCGGCCGGUUGAUCCACAUCGACUUCGGCUACAUGCUCGGCCGGUCGCCGGGAGGUUUGAACUUCGAGGACGCGCCCUUCAAGCUGCCCCAGGACUACGUCCACGUCUUGGGCGGCGUCGGGUCGGACGCGUGGGUCGCGUUCGCGACGGCGUUCGCCGCGGGGCUCCACGCGCUCGCGCUCGAGCUCCACAGACUCCAGACGCUCCUGGUGCUCUUCUUCGGCGACUCGAACGUGGGCCUCGAGGCGGCGACGGCCCUCGGCGAGCGCUUCCGCGGCCUGGGCCAGGACCCGCGGCAGACCAUGGCCGCGGCGACGGACAUGAUCCGCCGGUCCCACGACUCGGACCGCGCGAAGCAGUACGACUGGUACCAGUGGAAGACCAACGGCAUCGUGCCCUAA